UUGCAAGAACUACAAUUUCACAAUAAAGCAGUGCGGAAACCGUGAGACGCUCAAGUCUUGUUUGGUUUUGUUUUUUCCCCGGGUGUACCUGAACGCACCAGUAAAGUCAUCAGACGCUCGCACCCGCUGCGGAUACUGCAGAGCGCCUUUGAAAACAAUGUUUCGGAGCAGGGAAGCAGAUGUAUCUCGAUAACCAAUGAUGGUCCGUCGUUCCAGAGACACUCCUCGGAUCAGGACCGAUGAGUCCAGCGGUUCCGGUGAGUCUGAUGAGUCCGCACGCGGGCUGGCGCCAUGGAUGCGGCUGUACUUCUACGGAAUGCACGGCGUCACCCUGGAUGUGCUGUUCUCCGCGGUGCAGGGGGUUUUAUCCGACCGGAACCCGAAGUUACUGGGCUUUUCCUCGCCGUGUUUGUGCGUGGUGCAUUCACUGACCCACUUAGCGCUGGAGAAGGUCUACUCGAAGAAGAGGUGCUUUCCAGGGAGGCCAGUGGUUUUCCAUCUGCUCCUCUAUCCGUCUGUUUACAUCGGGCUGCAGGUCCUGAUAGGCAACAUCCGCAACGCACUGACCAAGCAGGUGAGGGUCAUUUCAGGGACGCACUUGGUCCUCCACUACAUCCUGGCUCUUUAUUUUAGUCAGGUGUUCCACAAGGGGCUGUCUAGGCUGCAGUACUAUCCCACCAGAGGAGCCCUUCCUCUUCAAAGCCUCCCUGGGUACUUCCGCUUCUUGUUUUUUGGCAUGCACGGCUUUCUGGACGAGGUGGCGUUCACCUCCGUGUUCAAUCUGGUGGAGAACCGGAGCCUGACGGGUUACACGUCCCUGUGGUCCUUCCUCAUGUACGGCAGCUGCAGCUUCGUGAUGGAGAAGCUCUACCUGCACCUGCACUUCCAAAGAGGCUGGAGGACCUGGCGGAGGCUCCCCAUCUACAUCUGCUUCAUCUACACCUGGGAGCUGUGCUGGGGUCUGGGUCUGAGGCAGUUCGGCGCCUGCUCCUGGGACUACUCCCACUAUCCGCACAACUUCAUGGGACUCAUCACCCUCCUCUACUUGCCGGGGUGGGCCUGCCUGAGUCUUUACCAGGAUGUGCUGUCCAACAUCCUGCUCGGCAUCACGUGCACCAGAGAGACUCAGCGAUCAAGCGUGGCUGGCCGAGAAGUCAAUGGACAGCCUCGAUCUCGGGAAAAAAUAUUUUAAAUGUACAAACUGGCGUAGCGGUGUUACAUUAACACUGACUGUGAUUCACACAGGCGAGACAUUUAUUAAGAAAUUAAAGAGGGAGAGUCGAUAAUUACAUGACGUCAAAGGGUAUUUAUACAGCGGUUUCACCCGUGCAUGUGCAAUGCGGACAUUUUAUUUAUUUUUAUUUUUUUUAACUUUUCAUAUGAAACUAGGAGAGAGAUGCUUAACUAAAAAUGAAAUUCAGUCAAUAGGAUCAGGAUAAGGUGCCUUUGAGACCUCAAAAAAAAACAAAAAGUAUUUCAUAUUCCUCGUAUUAAGUAGAUGCUGUGCUGUUAGAAAUGCAUAUUGGUCAAGCUCCCACAUUUUAGUUUAUUUUUUGUGAAAUUAACUGCAAGCAGAUUACGUCCACGCAAACAGAAAAAUAUGUGAGCUUGCUGACAGGGUGGACAAUGACAGGUUGGACAUUUUUGCCUAAAGUUAUGUAUGAACAUUAUGUAAUGAGCACAUGGUGCACCAUCACUUAGCAAUAUGAUUCAAUCAAAAACCCGACCGCGUACUGUUUAAAAAAUACGGUUUUGAUAUUUCACUAUGACAGAGUUGACACGCUCAACAUCCAACUGCACACAUACUGUGAUAUGAGAAAAAUCACAAAACAUAAGUGUAAAUAUUUACCCCGCAACUAUCCACUGUUUCAUUCUCUACUGAAGACAAAAUGCUGGUCGUAAUAUAUCACUGUAAACAUUAUAGAGCUUCUUAAACGGUUAGUUACGCGAUAAUGACAAGGUGGACAGCAAUUUCAGGGACACGUGCAAAACGUUCAAUAUGAUUAUGAAAAUAGAAUAUACAUGGUGAAAAUCACCCGUUUUAUCAAGUAACUUGUUGUGGACAAUAAAACCAUGCAAUAAAAUUUGGAUUUAGUAUCAUUUAACACCGUAUUACACACACUGUUAUCCCGAGCAGUGUUUGGGAAAUGCCUUAAUCAUGCAUAGCCGAUGAACAAAAACGGUGUAAAGAAAAGGAAACAAAUUUUAAGAGACUUAUCAUUGUAGUGGUAUGUGUGCAAAUGUUUGGUCACCUAUAAUAAGACCUUAAAGCGUCAUUAUUCAGCUGCAUUUUCAUGAUGACUGAGUGAUUCUGAUGAAGAUACCAAAGGCACUUUGUAGUGAUACUGACCCUCCCACACUGUCUGGCUCUGCCAUGUUUCUACUCACAAAAAUAGCCUAUCUUACGGUCACGUAAAUAUGUAGUCACUGUGAAUGGAAUCCUCCAUUGAGUUGUUUUAAUCCAACAUUAUAGUCUGCUCUUGUGCUCAAAUUAUGUGUAUAUUAGUAAAGCAUACUAAAAAAAAAAAAAAAUGAUACCUCGCACUGUGAUGAUCAAAUCAAAUCUCUGUAAAUCCUGUUCAACUAGUUGUCGUUGCAGGUACACGGCAUGAAUUGGACCACAGAGUAACAUUUGUUCUCAUAAAGCUGGCUCCUCAUUACAAACGCAACAUCAAGUCCCAACAUGACAAACCUGUUUUGAAUGCCACGUGAGUAAGACCGGUUUGGAUGUGAUGACGUCAACUUGCACUGUGCCAUGGAUUGUCAAAAUAAUAAGAAGAAUAAAAGUGCAAUAAAA
This is a messenger RNA of Phycodurus eques (leafy seadragon), 2797 nucleotides long. RefSeq names its product transmembrane protein 229A (gene tmem229a). The coding region runs from base 197 to 1192 and encodes 331 amino acids. The transcript has a single exon. The record is from RefSeq and is a predicted model, not a curated record. Lineage: Eukaryota; Metazoa; Chordata; Actinopteri; Syngnathiformes; Syngnathidae.